This is a messenger RNA of Phalaenopsis equestris, 850 nucleotides long. RefSeq lists its product as uncharacterized. NCBI's taxonomy places the organism in Eukaryota, Viridiplantae, Streptophyta, Magnoliopsida, Asparagales, Orchidaceae. The record is from RefSeq and is a predicted model, not a curated record.
CAAACUCAAAUUAUUUAGGUGCCCAACAUAAAUUAUUCGUGAAUAAUGAUUUUUUGUGACACCCUCUGAACGGUCAGCAAGCAAUCUCCUUUCGUCGUCGACAUUUUCCAUGACCUCUUCUAUGCAUCCUCGCAGUCUUCUUCUGCCCUACAAAAUCUCACCUCCAACCCUGCCACCACCCUCUCUUUCUCGCUCCUACUUUCAAUGGCCGAAGCGCCUCCGUCCUCCAUCGCCGGCACUUUUUCGCCCCCAUUACACCUAUCGCCGCCUCCUUACUCACGCCAUCAAUCUUCCGGCAGAAAAUCCCGGCGAUCCCACCGAAAGGCUUAACCUUGACAGCAUCGUCAGUCAUGCACACAAGCUGUUUGACGAUUUGCCUCAACCGGUAAAGAAGUUCCCCUGGGCCAAAGCGCUGGAGAGCUUCUUCCGCCUCGUGUUCGAGCUUGCCUGCACGGUGGCUAGGUACCUCUCCAUGCCAGUACUGGCUGUCUCCUCUUUGAGCGAGAUGUCCUACUGUGGUCACGAAAAGAAGCUGGCCUUAAUGCCGUUCCCGUUUCUUAUUGGGUUUGCUCUUGCUGGUGUGCUUUCCGACACUGCAAUUGAGCUCUCAGUUGGCCUCAAGGAAGGAGACCUCCCCUGGCAUUUGCUUAUGGUUGCGACCUUCUUCUUGUUGCUUAAACUACCUGGCCCGUAUUACCCUUAUUGGGGCAGAUUGCUUGUUCCUCACUUCGCGAAUGGUGGAUUGUGGAGGACGUUAUGGCUUAUUUUUUUGUGGUAUAGAAGGGCUGGGAGAACUGGAGUUCAAACUGUGCCUUCUGGUCGUGAUGGCAGCUCUUGAGAAUAAAAUUCC